Messenger RNA from Aegilops tauschii subsp. strangulata, 597 nucleotides. RefSeq lists its product as uncharacterized. Gene Ontology annotation, biological process: negative regulation of catalytic activity. NCBI's taxonomy places the organism in Eukaryota, Viridiplantae, Streptophyta, Magnoliopsida, Poales, Poaceae. The record is from RefSeq and is a predicted model, not a curated record. Gene Ontology annotation, molecular function: enzyme inhibitor activity.
AUGGCGGCGCGUUGCAACACGCCUAGUGUCAACCUCCUAUCCCUCCUCCUCCUCCUCUCCAGCGCCCUGUUCGUUGCCGCCGACGACAACUCCGUCAAGGACGCCUGCUCCAAGGCGCCGGACCAGCAGUUCUGCGUGGCCUUCCUGUCGGGCAUCCCGGGGAGCAGGACGGUGGACGCGCGCGGGCUGGCGGAGCUGGGCAUCCGCGCCGCCGCCAAGAUCGGCGCCGCAGAGGGCACCGCCGCGCGCACACAGCUGAACCUGGUCACCAUCAAAGGCCCGCAGUGGCAGUGCAUGGACUCGUGCGUCGCCGACGUGGAGGAGGCCGUCUCCCACCUCGACGUCGACAGGGGCAAGGGCGGCGUCACCGCCAUCGACGACGCCAAGUUCAACGACGCGCGCGACUACGUGGAGAGCGCCGAGAAGGACGGGCUGACGUGGAACUGCGACCAGUGCCGGGAUGGCCUCACGGCGCCCGUCAAGACCGGGCUGCUACCGAAAGGCAACGAGUUCGAGAAGGUCAUGGGGGCCGUCACGGCCCUCAUCAAGCGGGCCGGCGGGAGCGCCGCGCCGGCGCCGGCGCCCGGCCCGUCCUGA